Lathyrus sativus (Indian pea) is the source of this 267-nucleotide messenger RNA. Lineage: Eukaryota; Viridiplantae; Streptophyta; Magnoliopsida; Fabales; Fabaceae. The record is from the annotation of a GenBank genome assembly.
AUGAUCAUAAUGCUGUCGUGCUACAAGGAAAACCCUCUUGCUUUCCCUUCUCAAAUCGUUUGUCUGGAUUUCAACACAAUUUCGGUUUCGCGUAACUUUCGAAAGGAGCAAAGAUUCGAGUUACACAAUGCAAAAGACAGAUGCAAAGAAUAUGAAAUGAAGACUUACAGUGGUUUAAUCAGGUUGAUUAAAUGUUUUCACUUUUCCAACAACAUAGGAGGCGACCAAGCGAUUUCCUCAAUAACACUUGCAAGAAAAAUUUGCUAA